UGGCGACAGAGUGUUUGUUGUUUGUUUGAAGUCCCGGUUGUUUUCUUUGCUUUGUGUGCUCAAUUUUUGCUUAAAGUAGCCUUUUAAUAAGUCUACAAUUAUUGUAAUAAGUCUUUAAUGGACAUAAGUCCAUACUAUAGUUGUAAUUUAGUCCUUUAAGUAUAUGUAUAUGAUAUUAAUAAUUUUAUUUUAAAAGAUAACAGUUGUCCUGUGGUACAUACAAAAACAAGUUUUAAAAAUGAAUGGAUUCAGCACUGGAGAAGAAGACUCUCGCGGUCCUACGGAUCAAAUUUGUUGCUUAAUUGAUAAUGGGGAAAGGUGUGCAAAUGCUGCUGGAAAUGCUUCUUAUAGCAAGAGGAUUCAAAAAACUGUCACUCAGAGAAGACUCAAUUUGUUGUUAGACACAAAGGCUCGUCAUAUCUACAUUUGCGAGUUGCACAAGAUGAUCAUCCAAACCGCCAGAACAAGCAGGAGGCGUAAGGACUCCGAGGAAAGUGAGCCCGAGACGCCCGAAGUGCCUGACAUCGACUUCAAUAGCUUGCCAGUAAAUACUUUGCGACGAUAUAAAAAAUAUUAUAAUAUACAGACGCGGCCUGGGUUAAAUAAAGCACAACUAGCAGAAGUAUUAACUAAACAUUUCCGGACCAUCCCCGUGAAGGAAAAGGAUGUGCUGUCAUAUUUCAUAUAUACGGUAAAAACUAACUCAAAUAAAUUAGACCAGAAAAACGGAACAACCACAGAGAACGCUUAAGAUAUUGUUUAGUUAAGGCUAAUAUAAUAAAUGCGAUUUUAAAUAAUUACAA
Anthonomus grandis grandis is the source of this 803-nucleotide messenger RNA. It is a transcript of the gene Sap30, whose product is annotated as histone deacetylase complex subunit SAP30 homolog. Bases 239 to 751 code for a protein of 170 amino acids. Lineage: Eukaryota; Metazoa; Arthropoda; Insecta; Coleoptera; Curculionidae. Gene Ontology annotation, biological process: regulation of DNA-templated transcription. The record is from RefSeq and is a predicted model, not a curated record. Gene Ontology annotation, cellular component: histone deacetylase complex. Gene Ontology annotation, molecular function: protein binding; transcription coregulator activity. The transcript is spliced from 3 exons.